This is a messenger RNA of Tuber melanosporum (Perigord truffle), 1911 nucleotides long. RefSeq lists its product as uncharacterized. The transcript has 6 exons. Gene Ontology annotation, molecular function: ATP binding; MAP kinase activity. Gene Ontology annotation, biological process: intracellular signal transduction; protein phosphorylation. The record is from RefSeq and is a predicted model, not a curated record. Bases 496 to 1779 code for a protein of 427 amino acids. Lineage: Eukaryota; Fungi; Ascomycota; Pezizomycetes; Pezizales; Tuberaceae. Gene Ontology annotation, cellular component: nucleus; cytoplasm.
GAGAGAGUUAGGGAAAAUCCAGCCCGCUCACCUACCGUAAUUUACUGUGAAACCUUAACAUCAAUCUCCUCCCCUCAACCCCCCCCCUUCCUCUUCCCUUAGAAUUGAAAGGCUUUAUUUCUCUAUAGUAUCAUACGGUAUCACAUCUUUCCAGAGCGGAUCUUCCCUGGACUGUAGCUGUACCGGUAUCAUACAAGUAUCUACCAGUGAGCUACCUUACUGCUAAUUGCUGCCAUCACUUGAGUUCCCAUACCAAUACCUUUGCUUUUGUGAUCUUCCCCAUCUCCUUCUUCCUCCUCUCUUCUCCCCCUCUUCACCCGCCUAUCUACCUGUCUUCGUCUCUGCACUGCAUCUCCGUCCGUCAGUUGGUACUUACAUCAACCCCACCUUUGAAACCUCCUCUUCCUCUCUCCUCCUGCUCCCAAUCACCACCACUUCUACCGGCAGCUUCGCUUUCGUUCUUUAUUCCUUACUUCAUCCAUCGUUACCAUCAUCAUGGACGGAUCUCCCCCUGGGCGCAAGGUCUUCAAGGUCUUCAACCAGGAUUUCAUUGUUGACGAGCGCUACACGGUUACGAAGGAGCUCGGACAGGGAGCUUAUGGGAUUGUUUGUGCGGCUACGAAUGCUGUGAGCCUGGAGGGCGUCGCAGUUAAGAAGGUUACCAAUGUUUUUUCCAAAAAGAUUUUGGCCAAGAGGGCUUUGAGGGAGAUCAAGCUGCUUCAACAUUUUAGAGGUAUGUUGAUCACUUGUCUCUAUGAUAUGGAUAUCCCAAAACCAGAUGCUUUCAAUGAGGUUUAUCUUUACGAAGAGCUCAUGGAAUGUGAUCUUGCUGCCAUCAUCCGAAGUGGACAACCCUUGACAGAUGCUCAUUUCCAGUCAUUCAUCUACCAGAUUCUCUGCGGUUUGAAGUAUAUCCAUUCAGCGAACGUGCUCCACAGGGAUUUGAAACCCGGUAAUCUUCUUGUUAAUGCCGACUGCGAGCUUAAAAUUUGUGAUUUUGGCCUUGCUAGAGGGUUUUCCGUUGACCCGGAGGAGAAUGCUGGAUACAUGACCGAGUACGUAGCUACUCGGUGGUACAGAGCUCCAGAGAUCAUGUUGAGCUUCCAGAGUUACACCAAAGCUAUCGAUGUAUGGUCCGUUGGAUGCAUUCUAGCAGAACUCCUCGGUGGCCGACCCUUCUUUAAGGGCAGAGACUAUGUCGACCAACUCAAUCAGAUUCUCCACUACCUCGGGACCCCCAAUGAAGAAACCCUCAACCGCAUCGGAUCCCCCAGAGCCCAGGAAUACGUCCGCAAUCUCCCCUUCAUGCCCAAAGUCCCAUUCGGGCGCCUAUUCCCGAAUGCGAACCCAGAUGCACUAGACCUCUUAAACCAGAUGCUAGCCUUCGACCCAACAUCCCGGGUCUCUGUAGAAACUGCGCUAGAACACAGCUACCUGCAGAUCUGGCAUGAUGCUCAAGAUGAACCGGACUGUCCGACCCCCUUCGACUUCAGCUUCGAAGUGGUUGACGAGAUCAGUGAUAUGCGAAAGAUGAUUCUGAACGAGGUCCAAGUCUUCCGCGCUGCCGUCAGGAACAGGCGCGUCCAACACGCCGCCCUCGACAUUGCUGCGCUCGGGCGAAAAGACAGUAGUGUAGGUAUUCCGGAUCACCAAUGGGCACAGCAGCAGAGGAACGACGCCCCAAGGCCGCACGACGCCCCCAGACCGCACGACCACCAGAUGCAUGAGGCGAACUUGGAACAGGAGUUGGCAGGGGGAUUGGAUGUUAUGCAUCAGUGAGCCAGUUUUUUCUUUUUUGUUUGAACAUGUGUGUGUGUAGAGGGGGGGUGUUUUGCUGCUGGCGCUGGUUGAUAUACCCGUUCGUUAGCUGGUUAGCUGGUUGGUUCUACAUUAUACACUGGGAUUGCUAGU